GAAUCUCCCAGAUGCUAUUCGUCUACUCACCAUGCUCACCUCGCUCGCAGCCUGACUGCCUGCUCUGAAAGUCUCCUGCUAAUUGCAGACUUACUGCUUGCUACUCUUGCAAUCGGCUCGCUUUUCCUUUCAAAACUUCCACCCCUCCCUCGCUCGAUGCUGGCGCAGCGAGUCCUCUAGCCGGGCGAGACUAGCUUCCGCUUCGUAUGCGCCCGAGCCAGCCACGUUAAUCCCCCCAACCAUCGAGCCCUUGCUACCCCGGACGCUGCCGUUAUAGGCUGUCGCUGCGAUGGACGAAAUCUCAGCAUAUCUCAUCGAGGAGAUUGCCAUGGACGGCGAGUCUGGCACGGACAAGAAGCGCUUUGCCCAUUUCAUACGGAAGUUUCAUCAGGAGCGUCAUACGGAGCGACCGGACGAGCCAAUGAAUACGGUAGACGACCUGUACGUGAACAGUGUCUGGAAAGUCUUCUCCAAGCAACCCCGCAUCAACAUCGGUCGAAGGGUGCCUGCAGCUAGUGGAUCCGGUAGCGCGGGUCUAUCGAAGCAGGGUAAAGGUAUCAAGAAGCUCAAAUCCGACUUUGCGUCUUUCGUAGACAAGGUUGAGAUACUUUCGAAAGACCGACCGGAGACAUUUCAGGACCUAUACAGUGAGGAAUAUGGCGACGAGGUCAGGAUCGUUGUCGAUGAAGCGCUCGCUCGCUUGAAAAUUACCGGUUCCACGAAUGAUAAAUUGGUCACUGGAGCGACCUACGCUACCUUGCAGAUUGCGGCUCGCGCGCGGGAAGAAGCAGUGGCCUCUACUGAGAUUGGCCGACUGACAGGUUUCGAUGCCAAGACAGUCUUCUCCUUCCUCAAGAAGCUGAUCGAGCUAGAGCUGGUGGUCAAAUUCAAAGUCAACGAGAAUCGGACCUCUACCAACUAUGUGCUCCACCGUCGCUAUUGGAAUAAGAGCCCGCGCUGGCUUGCUAUUGCUGAAGCCGAGGCAGAAGCCUCAGCCGUCGCUGCCGGGAACGAAGCUGUUACAAGAGAGGGCAGCAUGGCUCCGGAUGAGGGAGAAGACGGAGGGAAUAUAACAGCUAGGGAGGCGUCCCCCGUGGACGAGCCGACGCAGAUGCCUUUUCGGGACAACGAACUCGACAGCGACUCUGAUGAUGGCGCGGAGGCGGAUUCAGGUGACGAGAGCAGGGGUGUCUUGCCCAGCUCUGAGCUGCAGGGCAUGCUGUCAUAUCCCCGCAUGACUCCUUCGCGAGCACUCACGGUGGCAAGCAGCCCAGCCCUCCUCCGUGGGCGGCUACUGAAGCUGAUGGACAAGUGCAAGUCUCACGUAGUCGCUAGGCCUAGACUGUGGGAGCGUCUGGGCUUCGAGCACGGCACGAGAAGGGAGCGCAAAGUCUUCAAUGAGGUCGUUCGGCGACUAAUCAAUCUCCGCGACAUAGAGUACGUCUUUGUGGAUAUCGAAGGACGCAAGCCACUUGCGUGUCUCCGACUUACUGAGAAAGGUCUAGAGGAAGCCCGGAAUGAAGGCGCAGCGGCUCGAGAUGCCGCCACAAAGGCGAAAGAGAUGCACCUUGAGGAGCAACUCAGAAAGGCAGACUUUGCCUAUCGAGCUCAUGUCACGUUCGAGCGUCAGAUCGUCGAUGUCAUCAACUCUUCGGGAGCUGCAGGUGCCACCGUCACUGACAUUGCUAAUCGCCUCAGCUUCUCGGACAAUACCAGGCGUCACAUAGACGAGUAUCUGCGCAAAACAGAUGAAGGCGGACCCGACGUCAAUGCACAGGACUUGUUCAUUGAAGGAGCGAAGGAGAUGUUUGGUCGCGAACGACGCAUUCGCUACUGGACCAGACCCGGCAUCAUCCAGCAUUAUCGGGGGCAGGCGGAGCAGACAGUCAUUCUGCAAGAGCAGAUUGAAGCUUUUCAGGAUGUCAAUCUGGAUAAGCUGACAAGCUUCAAUACCCCCAACGACGAGCGGACCUACAGCAAUGCUGCAGAGCUCUUUGCAGAGCUCUCUCAGCCGCUCGAGGAGCGUGCCACUCCGAGCGGACCUGCAGGGAAGGGUGACUCAGGCGCGACCCCGAAACCUGCCAAGGUACGCAAAACGCCAGUGAAGGAUCCCAAUAAGCAGAGGAAUCCAAUCGAUCCUGUCACAGGGAAGGUGCGCAAGGGUAGGCCUCGCAAGAUCGACCAAGCAGCCAAGCGGGGUGCUGCUGAGGAAGGUGAAGGCGCUCCGCCCAAGAAGAAGCCCAAGGCUGGCAAAAGCGCUGCAGCAGAUCCAACCCCUGUGUCUUCGGAACAGCUGCCAGGUCCCUCUACUUCUACGACUUCCGUGACACAGCCAGCAGAAGCGGACGAAGCGCAACGCAACGAUGUAGCUCCUGCAUCUGACGAGAUUCAGCAUCUUGCGUCUACUUCAGCUAUCACUGAUGACUCUGCUAUUCAGCUAUCGUCAGCCGUCAACGAGGAUCAUGCAUCAGCUGCUCCAGAUUUUGGAGACCCUGAGCCUGUAGUCGACUCGGCCAACAGUGUCAAGAUGGAGGACUUGAGUGACUCAGCGGACCAGAAGAGCACACCUGCCUCUCGGCGAGCCGCACGGCGUCGCAAUCCCCCGGCAAAGUCCCGUCUCAAUCUCUCCGCAGAAAGACGUUCACGACUACUGCUAGACUUGCUGGAUGCCAAUGGGGGUAUCAUCGACGAGAUGGAUUUCAAUGCGAAGUUCGAAAUGUUUGUCAAUGAGAGGGAAGGCGAGAAUGCUGAUGCGUACCUGAACGACGUAGGUGACCUGCGAGAGAUCAAGACACGACGCAGGGUGUACGAUGCUCUGACCUCGCGGGGAUCUGUAGGUGUCAAGACAACGAUGGCUCCCAUGAAGAGAGGCGGAGGGUACGCCCAGCGCAAGAUCAUCUACAAAACUGAUCUUCCAGCCGAGGUCGUUGACGAGUUCCUGCAGGAGAUUGCCGCCGGCAGGAGGACGCGACAGCCCAACCAGUACGUCGCACGAGCAGAGACAUCACGCAAGAUUGCCCUUGGCGACAUGGACGCCGCUCAGGCUGAAGCACUGGCGGCAGACCACUUGCUUGCUACCAAGCCUCUGCACGAGCUCCUCGAGGAUUCCAGCACCCGCGCAAUGUUCUCCCAGUCCAGAGUUAUUGUCUCACAGCAGUAUGGCUUAAUUGUGGGAUCGAUUGGAAAGCUCAGCUACCUUCACAAGUAUCUCAUGAGAGCUCUGGAGCUCGAGACCGAGGAACAGCAAGGUGGCAUCGGUGUAACGUCUAGGAAGUAUGGAGUCAUUGACAUCGACGCAAUGAUGAACCACGCCCCGCUGGAGGUCUUCACUAAGCUCAAGGCCCCUCAAGCUGACUCUCCGGACUUGACGACCGCCCUCGCUGACCCUCUCUUGCGGUCAAAGCCCGUCUGCGAGCAGAGUGAGGCCGUGCAAAGCAGCUUGGAGGUGAGCAUCGAAGGCAGUAAUCGCAGCUACUUCGAGCAGCUCGUUGCAUCCCUCUAUCUACUGGGGCUGGCCACGCCAGUGGAGGACUUUCGACCUGAAGCGGACGGCAUUCCGCUUGUCGCUGCUGCAGGACUGCGGGAUCAUCCUUCUUUGUACCGCUUCAAAUUGGACGAACGACUCAUGGUCGCCCUUCGCAAAGAAGCGGACCCAGGUCCUGCUGAAAUGCGUUCGCUUGCCGACGCGAAUACCUUUUGGCAUAAUCUCUUCCGGCAGAAAGAUGUCUGCUGUCGUGAGAUGUCACAUACCUUGCGCCACUAUCACCAGCACACAAGUCUUCCCGAAUGGGUCAAGGCUCCGUUGAGUCUUUUGACAUAUCGCCUCGGAAAAUCUUCAAGCUGGAACACUGGCUAUCAAUUGUCGAAGAGACAGUCGAACUUUAUUCUGCGCUUCAUUGACUAUCCCGAAGGAGCACUACGCGGCAGCAUCCUCGAUGACCCGGGGAUGCUGGAGCAAUUGUCAUCCAUCACGAUGGCACCGACGUGGGUCAUAGAGCAGCGGAUACGCAAGGCUCUCGGUCCGGCGCCUAAGAAGAGUAGUGUGAAACAUUCAAAGCCCUCGAGCAAACGGGCCAGGCCUUCCAAGCAGAAGGAAGAUGACUCGUCUGACAGUGCUCCUGAGGACACUUCAGCAGCCAUCCACGCGUACGGCGGGAGUGAAGCAGAGCGGCGAGCUGCUCAAUUGCGUAGGGCUCGGGCUAUCGAAUGGAUCAAGAACUUUGAAGAGAUGUGUCAGACCCAUAAUAUCGACGGCAUGCGUCAUAUGAUGCUCGAGGAAGCCACCCGUCAGCUCAAAGGCCAAUUCCUGGAUACUGGCGAUGCUUUCUUGCUCCAGAUGCUAUCUGCGAUGGUUGAAGAGGCCCUUCGUCCUCCCCCAGCAGAUGACAGCAUUGACGCUGCAGGCGAAGGAGCCUCCGUGCAGAACGACAGACCAGGACGAGACCGCCAAUCAAGUCCAGAAGGUGUGCAGAAUCCCGACUUGUUGGGCAGGAAAAGGCGGAACAAGAUCGCCUGGACCAGAGAAAGUGACGAGCUCUUGAGAGAUGCCGGAAUGAUCUUGACUGUCCGAGACGCAUUCCGCAACAAUCGCUCCAAUUGGGCAGUGGCCAAGGCCUUGUUUCCCGACAAGUCGCCUAUUCAGAUCAGGAAGCGAUUUGUCGAAGUACUCUCUCAAGCUGUUGGAGAUGCGGCUUACCUGACUCAGCUUGGCGUCGAAUGGCAGAAGCUCUGGGAACUUUACCGCGGGACGUCGAUCCUUCCUGACCGUGAUCCUCGCAAGGCCGAUGGGUUCGACCUUCGCGUCCAUGUCGACUUUCUCAGGCAACACAUCGACAAGGAGGAGGUGCAGCGGACUGUCGAGCUUGCCGCCACCACAGCGAAUCUCACGCUCGCACUGGAGGACUUCGGAGGACAGUGGAUCCUCAAAGAGACACGAGCACUCCCACCAGCUGCGGUGCACAAUCCUGAUCAGCAAAUCACGCAAGUCAAUCGAACGGAAGCACUGGUCUCCCAUACGUUCACCGUUCCUAACGGCACACCCGAAGGUGGUGCUGAUGAAGACGCGGACAUGGUAGACGAAGACCUGAUGUUUGAGCGUCAGCUCUGUGCUGUCAAGAUGUCGAUCGACACUCCUUCUCACUUAUGGAACGAAGCCGCCGCCGUCGACUUUGUCAUGGGCGUAGGCGAACGUCAGAUAGGCGAGGCGUGCAAAGCGAUGCUCGACGAGAGAUGUAUUCGACUCGCUAGCUCAGAGGGUCGUCGGCUCCCCGGUCGCAACUUUACAUACACAGACGACUUCGUCAAGCGUAGACAGAAUUUGCCUGUACCUGUUGCGGACCUUGCUAGCCAAUCUAUCGCGGCUCAAAGGUCUCUCACUCAGCAGCUGGAAGAUGAAGAUGAGGUUGAGCUGCUGAUGGAUGACGAGGUCGGGAAUACCGUUGCCACCGUGCAGCUGCUACACAAUGGCACCGUCGAGUCUCUCAUCGAUCUCGAGCAGCUUCAGCUGCUUAAGAACGAGACCAAGUUCAACUGUAAGGCUCUCAUCGACCAGGAUGUCGAGGUCGGUAUCAAGCUCAUCAAGAUUGCCGGCGGCGACACUAACGGGCGCUCCGAGACGACUGAUCUGACCAAGUCACUUGCUCUUGAGGCACCACCCCGUCCAGAGCGAUUGAGUCCAGCUGAUUGGUUGCCUUACUCCGAGACCAUGCCUCGCCUCAGGGAUGCCGCUUUCGAGAGCGUUGCCAAAGGCGCACGAGGCAAGCGCGACAGCGCAACCGCAGAUAGCAUCCAGCAGUUCAAGGUCGCCCUCGACUCAGCUGGUAAGGUCGGCAUCCCCCUCAGCCAGGUGCAGAUUGACGGUAGCAUCCUCGGAAAGCUCCUUCAGCAGUCUUCUCGGACUUCACCAAUGGCUUUCCUCGCAGGUUACGAUUGUCCUCGCAUCAUCUCGGCCUUGUAUCUCAAGGAUUGGGCUGUAAAGCUGGCGUUGAAGGACACGUGGGUGAUGCCACGAUGCUGGGUAGCAAUGGAGGGGCAAUUCAUCGAGCAGAGAUGGCGUGAAGGGGUCGAACAGAUCAUUGGGCACCUUUUCGUAUAUUGCGGAGCUACUAGGGCCCGACUCUGCGAGCUCCUCUCACCACAGUGGGACCGACUCGAAGUCUGCGAUUUGAUCAGAGGCGCCUGCUCUACAGGCGUAGUCGAGCAGCGCUUCAUUUGCCUCUCGUCUGGUGAGACGUUUACAGGUCUCGAUGCCGAGUAUCGUGCCAAGACGGAUGAGGAGAUCUUUGUGGCGCCUACGAGGGCGCGGGAGGGCAGGUCGGGCAGACCUUGGUAUGGGUUUGUGAUGGAGGAGAGCUUUGAGUGAUGAUAAAGAGAGAAUGUGCAGAGCCAGUGGAAGUAAGUCAUGCUUGUCGGGGAGUCAUGCCUGUAGAUACCCGGGAUGUCACCUCGUUGUGACAGAUUCAGAUUCCCAUCAUGAACCCACGUUUCCUGAGCUCUGAUUUGAUUGGUGAUACAGUAGUGGUAUUGCUGUAGGCUGGCAACGCCUGCAAAGGGAACUCUAUAAGUCAAGGGGCAAACCGGUCGAGCAUUCCUCGUAUCUCC
Molecule: messenger RNA, 6600 nt
Organism: Microstroma glucosiphilum
Lineage: Eukaryota; Fungi; Basidiomycota; Exobasidiomycetes; Microstromatales; Microstromataceae
Exons: 3
Coding region: 290-6361 (2023 amino acids)
Biological process (GO): 5S class rRNA transcription by RNA polymerase III; transcription initiation at RNA polymerase III promoter
Cellular component (GO): transcription factor TFIIIC complex
Molecular function (GO): DNA binding
Source: RefSeq, a predicted model, not a curated record